AUGGGAAUCAUAGCAACGAAGGACGAUAGUGGUAUAUCCAAUGAAACUCGUCAAAAACGAUCCAGCAAAAGUGUAUUUGAAAAAAGAGACGGACUUGUAACUAUAGACACUUCACUGACCGUAACAAGUUCAACACCAACACCUACAACAACAGAAAAGAGAUCAAGAAGUUCAACACUUCCAGUUUCUAACCUUUUUUCAAGUAGAAGAGAAGAUAACGAAGAUGAUGCAUUCUCUAAAAUGUAUGUCAACAAGGGUAUGAAAAAUAAUGCCUCUCCUCAUUCUCCAAACAGAAGUAGUUCGGGAAGAUUGCAAAUAGGAUCAUCUCUUGGAAAAGACUCUCCGAGUGAGGACGCUUAUUCACCAAUAUUUGGAUCAACCAAUGAUUCAGUUACCAAACUCACAAAUUCACUACUUUUGAGCUCUGACGAAGAAGGUAAUAAGAUGAUUAACGAAUAUACAGUUAUCUCUACAUUGGGAAAGGGAUCAUACGGAAAAGUUAAAUUAGUUUUGGAUAAUAAUAACAAACCUUUUGCGAUGAAAAUUAUGAACAAGGCCAUGUUGAAAAGAGUUAAAAAAGCUGGUGGUGGAAACUUGCUAAUGGACGUUCAAAGAGAAAUUGCAAUUAUGAAAAAACUUUCUCAUCAAAACGUAGUUAGAUUAUUCGAGGUUAUUGAUGAUAGAAAUUCUGAUUUCCUUUAUUUAUUAAUCGAAUAUGCAGAAAACGGAGCAAUUUUAUCCAUGUCAGAAACUAACACUGGAGAAGAAGUUCCAAAACCUUGUAAAUUCAGACUCAAUCAAAUUAGAUCAUAUUUGAAACAAGCUAUUGAAGGAGUUCAGUAUCUUCAGUAA
This is a messenger RNA of Naegleria gruberi, 852 nucleotides long. RefSeq lists its product as uncharacterized. Gene Ontology annotation, molecular function: protein serine/threonine kinase activity; ATP binding. The coding region runs from base 1 to 852 and encodes 283 amino acids. Gene Ontology annotation, cellular component: cytoplasm. Lineage: Eukaryota; Heterolobosea; Eutetramitea; Acrasida; Naegleriidae. Gene Ontology annotation, biological process: intracellular signal transduction; protein phosphorylation. The transcript has a single exon. The record is from RefSeq and is a predicted model, not a curated record.